Molecule: messenger RNA, 2087 nt
Organism: Manihot esculenta (cassava)
Lineage: Eukaryota; Viridiplantae; Streptophyta; Magnoliopsida; Malpighiales; Euphorbiaceae
Product: transcription factor bHLH87
Exons: 3
Coding region: 546-1811 (421 amino acids)
Biological process (GO): regulation of DNA-templated transcription
Molecular function (GO): protein dimerization activity; DNA-binding transcription factor activity
Source: RefSeq, a predicted model, not a curated record
GGGGAAGAGUCAGAGCUUUCCUCCCACUUAAACAAUAAUAAAAAAAAAAAAAAUCAAAGCUCAUUACAUGCUUCUCUGAAAUCUGCUAGAAACAUAUUUUAUUGGAGCUUCUGUAUUAAAUUUCUCAUAUUACUAUUUAUAUUCAACUUUGUGUUCUUCGCAUCUGAAGAAGCAUACCUUUUAACCACCCUAUCAAUGUAUGGGAUGGUUCAAGAGGUAGAACAGAGGUUCUAUGUUAGCUUGUUUUCACGAUACUGAAAAUUUAAGAGGGGUGGCUAGUUCCAUUGUACCCAGAUUCCACAGAGAGGAACACCCAAGCUCUCCUACUUUGGCUCUAUUAUUUGCAUUGAAGAAGGAUUUGCAGGCAAACGUUUUCACUCCAUUGGCUUCUCUGCCAUUAUAUAACUUGCCUGGCAGCUUCUGGAUCUGGAAUCAUUAACUUGGUAUGUGUUUGUACACGCCUUGAGCCAUUUUCUCUCAUUUGUUUUGAGCAUUUCUUGAGGUUUGACAUUCAUAAUCUUUGAUUUAACUAGGCUUAAGGAUCAAUGGAUGGUUUGGGGUGGGAUGACUCACAAGUCCUUGCAGAUACUGAACCCUUGUGGAGUAAUCCUCAACAUGCAUCACCUUGGUGGAAUAAUCAAGAAAAUGAAGAAAGCUUCAACAUUCUCUCCAAGAUGGAUCUCACAGAAGACAUCUUCAAUCAAUUUCAAGACCUCCAAAAGCGCCAAGUGACUACAAAGAUGGCUGAAAAUACAGUUGCUGCAAGGUCAGGAGCUGAGAUGAGUUGGGGAGAUGCUUCAACUCAAGAAUUAUACUCUUCUCCUUCCAUCACUGGCUUUGGCAUGAAUAUUAAUCAAUCAAGGAUCAUCAAUGGCCUACCAAAUGGAAAGGCUGGAGUUUCAACAGCUGGUUCUCUCGAGUCUCUCGAUUGUUUGCUCUCAGCAACUAAUAGCAACACCGACACAUCAGUAGAAGACGAUGGGAUUUCCAUGAUUUUCUCUGCUUGCAGAAACUUGUGGAAUUUCGCUGCUAACAGUGCAGUUUCAUCUGGAGAGUCUGAGAACAAUACUUCCAGUGCAAGAAACAAAGAAAUGCAUUGCCGGGUAAGCGAGCUUGAUGAAUCUAUCUCCCAGAGUUCUUCAGAUAAGAAAAGUUCACCGACUAAGCCCGUUCCUAUAAAGAGAACUGACGAUCAAAAUGAGCUCAAAGUGGGUGCCAAUAACAAGCAUCCUUGUUUUGAUCUUCUCCAAACUGAUUCUCCUACUUCAGACGGUGGUUUCCAGCUGAUUUCAGAGAACCCACCAAAGCCAAAGAGAUUUAGAUCGGAUAAACGUCCAAGGUCAUCAAACAUCAACUUUCAGCAGCCUAGUUCAUCGGUUUCUUCUUCUAUUGAUGAGGUUGAUCCAGAAGCCAUUGCACAAAUGAAGGAGAUGAUUUAUAGAGCUGCAGCUUUUAGGCCAGUGAAUUUAGGCUUGGAAGUGGUGGAGAAGCCUAAGAGGAAGAACGUUAGAAUAUCAACUGAUCCACAAACAGUGGCUGCCAGACAGAGGAGAGAGAGGAUAAGCGAGAGAAUUAGGGUUUUGCAGAGGCUGGUCCCAGGAGGAAGCAAGAUGGACACUGCAUCAAUGCUUGAUGAGGCUGCAAACUAUCUCAAAUUCUUAAGGUCACAAGUUAAGGCACUAGAAAAUCUUGGCCACACACUUGACUCCGUUAAUUUUCCACCAACACCAUUCAAUAGCCAAUCUUUUCCCCAUGCAAACUCAUCAUUUUCACUCCAAAACCCUAAUCAUAUUCACCAUCCUCAGAAUUGAAAAGCUUUUCUUUUUCCCCACAAAAAAAAACCCCAAAUAGGAAACCUUCAUAUUGGAUCCCUAAUCAUGAUACUCAUCAUGACUCCAAUGUCCAAUGAUAUGAUUAAGGAUCCAAAGCCCAUUUUCUAGCCUGAAAACAAGUACAAAAGCUAAUCCAAGAUCCUUACCAUAAUCUUCAUCAUCAUUACAUUCCUUUGAGCCAGAGUUAAAAGCUUAAUUUCACUAAUGAUAGUUUUCCUAAUUAAUACCACCAUUAUUGCAUCACCUUUUUUUUUU